Molecule: messenger RNA, 2160 nt
Organism: Aspergillus japonicus CBS 114.51
Lineage: Eukaryota; Fungi; Ascomycota; Eurotiomycetes; Eurotiales; Aspergillaceae
Product: catalase-domain-containing protein
Exons: 3
Coding region: 1-2160 (719 amino acids)
Biological process (GO): response to oxidative stress; hydrogen peroxide catabolic process
Cellular component (GO): cytosol
Molecular function (GO): heme binding; catalase activity
Source: RefSeq, a predicted model, not a curated record
AUGUCCAAGCAGGAAGACCUCGCGCGGGAUACCGUCGACCUCUCUGAGGAGAGCCAAGGCAAGCUGCCUAUGACGACGGAUUAUGGGAUCAAGAUCGCCGACCCGGAUCAUUGGCUUCGGGUGGCGGAUGCGAAGAGGACGGGGCCUUCGUUGUUGGAGGAUCCUAUUGCUCGGGAGAAGAUCAUGCGCUUCGACCAUGAGCGUAUCCCCGAACGUGUGGUGCAUGCCCGAGGCGCUGGCGCCUUUGGUACCUUCACGCUGCACAAGGCCAUCCCCGAGCUUACCACGGCUGGGGUGUUGACGGACACAUCACGCGAGACGCCUGUGUUUGUGCGGUUCUCGACCGUGCAGGGUAGUAAGGGGAGUGCGGACACCGUUCGGGAUGUCCGCGGGUUCGCCGUGAAGAUGUAUACUGCCGAGGGUAACUGGGAUAUCGUCGGCAACAACAUGCCCGUCUUCUUCAUCCAGGACGCGAUCAAGUUCCCCGACGUUAUCCACGCCGUCAAGCCAGAGCCGCACAAUGAAAUCCCCCAGGGCCAGUCGGCCCAUAACAACUUCUGGGACUUCCAGUACCUCCAUCCGGAGACCACGCAUAUGCAGCAAUGGGUCAUGUCCGAUCGUGCAAUCCCCCGGUCGUACCGUAUGAUGCAGGGCUUCGGUGUCAACACUUUCUGUCUCGUCAAUGCACAGGGACAGCGCCACUAUGUCAAGUUCCACUUCACACCCGAGCUCGGCGUUCACUCCCUGGUGUGGGAUGAAGCCCUUAAGAUAGCUGGCCAGGAUCCCGAUUUCCAUCGCAAGGACCUUAUGGAUGCCAUCGACGCCGGUCAAUACCCGAGGUGGAAGUUCGGUAUCCAGGUUAUUCCCGAAGAGAAGAUGGACGACUUUGAGUUCGACAUUGAAGAUGCUACAAAGAUCUGGCCCGAGGAGCUGGUGCCUAUUCAGUAUAUUGGACAAUUGGAGCUGAACCGUAACAUUGACGAAUACUUCACGCAGACCGAGCAGGUGGCCUUCUGCACCAGCCACAUUGUGCCCGGUAUCGACUUCUCCAAUGACCCCCUGCUUCAGGGCAGAAACUUCUCUUACUUUGAUACCCAGCUCUCUCGCUUGGGGCCCAACUGGGAGGAGUUGCCGAUCAACCGCCCGGUGUGCCCGUACAUGAACCUCGUCAACCGGGAUGGCGCCAUGAAACACCGCAUCACCAAGGGCAAGGUGAACUACUGGCCCAACCGGUACAGCACCAACCCUCCUACCGCGCCGGAACAGGGUGGUUUCGCUACCUAUCCGGAGAAGCAGCAGGGCGUCAAGUCUCGUGGACUGUCGGAUAAGUUCAAAGAACACUUCAACCAAGCCCAGCUCUUCUACAACUCGCUUUCGCCUAUUGAGAAGCAGCACGUUGCCAAGGCAUUCUCGUUCGAACUUGAUCACUGCGACGAGGAGAUCGUGUACAAGCGCUUGUCUGAACGUUUGGCCGUGGUUGACCUUGAGCUGGCCAAGACCGUGGCGAAGAAUGUCGGCGGCGACACACCCACCAAGGCCGGUAAGCCGAACGAGGGUAAGACAUCUAAGGGACUCAGUCAGCUCGAGUACCUCUCCGAUGAAGCACAGAUCGCGACUCGUCGGAUUGCCAUCCUAAUCGCGGACGGAUUCGACUACGACUCGUAUGUGAAGAUGAAGGAGGCUUUGCAGAAGCAGAACGCGUUUGUCUUCACCAUUGGCACCCAGCGCCAGGGUGUAACGGCGGAGUCGGGUGAGAAGGUAGUUCCAGAUCACCACUUCCCCGGUAUGCGGUCAACUCUGUUCGAUGCAGUGUUCGUCCCCGGAGGCAAGCACAUUGCAGCCUUGACCAAGAAUGGCAUAGCCAAGUAUUGGAUCACCGAGUCAUUCGCCCACCUGAAACCGAUUGCCGGUCUCAAUGAGGCGGUUGACUUCAUUCGGAAGCAGAUUAACCUGGACGCAGUGAAGCACGCCUCCAGUGGUGAGGUGGUGGAGAGUUACGGUGUGGUCACCGGCCAUGGCUCCCCAGCAGAGCUACUGCAGCCGUCGUCGAAGAUUGGCAAGGACAGCAAGGGACUUUUCGACCGGUUUGUCUGGCAGAUCUCGCGGCACAGAAACUGGCAAAGAGAGUUGGAUGGCCUGGCGGAUGAGAUCGCGGCCUAG